This is a messenger RNA of Syngnathus typhle (broad-nosed pipefish), 862 nucleotides long. It is a transcript of the gene tceanc2, whose product is annotated as transcription elongation factor A (SII) N-terminal and central domain containing 2. The transcript is spliced from 4 exons. The record is from RefSeq and is a predicted model, not a curated record. Gene Ontology annotation, biological process: DNA-templated transcription. NCBI's taxonomy places the organism in Eukaryota, Metazoa, Chordata, Actinopteri, Syngnathiformes, Syngnathidae. Gene Ontology annotation, cellular component: nucleus. Bases 116 to 739 code for a protein of 207 amino acids.
ACAACAACAAAUGCAACAUUGGUAGCACUGUGUUGCUAGCUACGGCUAGCUUUAGCAGCAAACGUUUUUAUUCUGUUCCAACCUCAUGUGAACAUUUUAUCAAGCUACUCUUAAGAUGGACAAGUUUGUGGUGCGGCUACCUAAAGGAGACAGGCCCAAAACGUCGAGGAGUACCGAGAAGAAUUACAAGCAAACCACCAUAGAAUCCUUACGAAGGGUGGUCGUCAUUGAGGACAUAUUGCGCUAUAAAUCCACACUGGAGCUGCCAGGACAGAGCAGGGACAACAUGCUGAGUGCCUUGGACGCCUUGAGCAAGAAGAUGCCAUCCAAGGAGGUGCUGAAGUCAACCAAAAUAGGUCACACCGUCAACAAAUUGCGGAAGCACCCAGAGCCUGAAGUGAGCUUGGCGGCUUCCGGAGUGUACACUGCCUGGAGGACGUUUGUGGAGGAGAAUUCCAAUAAGCCGUCAAUCGAAGUGCACUCGGACAAGCAAUCGGAAGGCCUUAGGAGCAAUGCCAGGAGACUUCUGGCUGAAGCGCUGGAGCUCAAGGAGGACUGCGGCCUGGUGGACAACACCGAGAGGGAAGUGUUCCACCAGAGCGGUCGGCUUGUCAGCGGCUCGUACCGGAGGACAGUACGGACGCUGGUGUUCGCCUUCAAACGGCAGCCUGAGCUCCGAGCGAAGCUAAAGCGGGAUCAUGCCUCGGUUGCCCAGCUGGUGUCCAAGUAUAAGCGAUAAGCUUUUUAUCUUGUGUUGAAUGUAAAUAUGCAAUUUAUGAUUGGCGAUGUAUGUUUUUAUUCUUAAUUAUGCUUUGUUUUCAUACUGUAUCAAAAGUGUGAAUUAAAAAUAAUCUUUCACACA